Molecule: messenger RNA, 1655 nt
Organism: Exophiala viscosa
Lineage: Eukaryota; Fungi; Ascomycota; Eurotiomycetes; Chaetothyriales; Herpotrichiellaceae
Product: sterol carrier protein 2
Exons: 2
Coding region: 210-1592 (460 amino acids)
Molecular function (GO): acyltransferase activity, transferring groups other than amino-acyl groups
Source: RefSeq, a predicted model, not a curated record
AUGUUGCGGAGUAAUAAGUAAUCAGUGAACCCGACUCUACAGUGGUGGUGUUCAGUACAUCUAUGAGUUGCUCUCCUUACGAAUGAUAGCUCCAUUAUUGUCGCUGAACACCGAAGAGACUGCAGUGCAAGGCACGUAGCAUAGCACAAUCUCUUCAACGUGAUCUACAACAUUCCCAAGUUACCUGAAGCAUUUCCAUACCAUUGGCCAUGUCCUCCCUCAACAACGCCUAUGUGCUAGGUGUCGGGGUGACCAAGUUCAUCAAGCCCCGCCAACUGAGAACAUAUCCUGAGUUGGGCUUCGAAGCCGGCACCAAAGCCCUGCUCGACGCACACAUCACAUACGACGAUGUCCAGACAGGCAUUGCAUGCUACUGUUAUGGUGACACCACGUCCGGACAAAGGAUCUUCUAUCAAUUCGGCAUGACCAAUAUCCCCAUUUACAACACCAACAAUGCAUGCGCCACUGGCAGUACCGGGCUACAACUGGCACGCACGCUUGUGAGAUCCGGUAUUGUCGACGUCGUCAUGGUCGUUGGCUUCGAGACCAUGAAGCCAGGCAGCAUCAAGAGCAUCUGGGAUGACCGUCCGAGUCCAAUGGGCCUGGGAACGGCAUUGAUGGAGGAAACCCGAGGCAAGCAUGGUAGCCCUCGAAAUGCACAGUUCUUUGCCAAUGCCGGCAGGGAAUACAUGGAAAAAUACGGCGCCGAAGCCCGCGACUUCGCCGAAAUCGCACGCGUCUCACACGAACACUCAUCCCGCAACCCCUACGCCCAGUUCCAAAACGUCUACUCCCUCGAAGAAGUCGAGAAAUCACCCAUGAUACACUUCCCACUCACCAAACUCCAAUGCUCCCCGACCUCUGACGGCGCUGGGUCCGCGAUCAUCGUCUCACAGAAAUUCCUCGACUCCCGCCCCGAACUCAAAUCCCACGCCAUCCUCAUGGCAGGCCAGUCCCUGAUGACCGACUCUCCGGCGCUCUUCAGCCGCAGCGCCAUGGACUUAGUGGGUUACGACAUGACCAAACGCGCAGCCAAAGCCGCUCUCGACGAGGCCGGCGUGUCGCCCCGCGACAUCAAAGUGUGCGAACUCCACGACUGUUUCUCGGCCAACGAACUCAUUUUGCUCGAGGGUCUCGGUUUCUGCGACGUGGGCAAAGCUCACGAGAUGGUGCGCAACGGCGACAUCACGUACGGCGGUAAAGGGCCUGUGAUCAACCCUUCGGGCGGGUUGAUCAGUAAGGGCCACCCGCUCGGCGCGACGGGCCUGGCCCAGUGCGCGGAACUCACGUGGCAGUUGAGAGGGUGGGCCAACAACGGCCGUCUCGUCAAGGACAUUGACGUCGCGCUGCAGCAUAAUUUGGGUCUAGGCGGUGCCGUGGUGGUGACUGUGUAUAAGCGUGCCGACGGCAAAAGGAACACGGAUGUGAGCCUGAGCGAUUCAGAGAUAGCCAAAUUGUCUGGGCUGGGGUAUAAUCCUGCUAUCGAGGCGAAGGGUGUGACUCGCGAAUUGGCAGACAGCGUCAGGAGUAAGGACCGUAGAAGUGACUAUGCCCUGGGCGAGACGGCGGACAAGUUGCAGGCUAGAUUGUAGUUCGUAUAAAGUGAUACUGGAUGCAGGGCCUAAAGGACUGGAAUUUUCCUUGUGACUUUUACG